Molecule: messenger RNA, 1798 nt
Organism: Neoarius graeffei (lesser salmon catfish)
Lineage: Eukaryota; Metazoa; Chordata; Actinopteri; Siluriformes; Ariidae
Product: G-protein coupled receptor 135
Exons: 1
Coding region: 110-1450 (446 amino acids)
Biological process (GO): G protein-coupled receptor signaling pathway
Cellular component (GO): membrane
Molecular function (GO): G protein-coupled receptor activity
Source: RefSeq, a predicted model, not a curated record
GGUUUAAAAUUUUUUUUAAUCCAGUGUCUCCUUUCUUAGGCUGAGACUCAGCACAUUAUUGUGAAAGGGAUGAGUUCUCUCCGGCUGUGUGGCUCCUCGAUCGUGUCCGAUGGAUGUGAGUGGCAGCAACAUGACUACAGUGGUGGACAACAUGUCAACUUCGGCUCUGAUCUGGGAAACAAAGACGGCGAGUUCUCUGGCUCCUCAGAUCACAGCUGUAAACAGCACAUCUGGAGCAAUGCCACUGGAGGUCUCAGAAGGAAGCUCAGUGCUGCAGGGAAUAGCCGUGGCCGCUCAGGCUCUCCUGCUCCUGGCCAUAUUUCUGCUCUCCAGCUUGGGAAACUCUGCUGUGGUGAUUGUGAUCAUCAAACACCGGCAGCUCAGGACGGUCACCAAUGCAUUCAUCAUGUCCCUCUCGCUGUCCGACUUCCUCACCGCCGUGCUCUGCCUGCCUUUCUCCUUCAUCAUGCUGUUCAGUAAGGAUGGCACUUGGAUGUUUGGCGAGCACUUCUGCAUCGCCAAUGGGUUCUUCAACACCUGCUUCGGGAUCAUCUCCACCUUCACCAUGACGCUCAUCUCCUUUGAUCGGUAUUAUGCUAUUGUCAGGCAACCACAGGAGAAGAUUGGGAGAAAGAAGGCCAUCCAGCUGCUGGCAGCCGUCUGGCUUUCAGCAGUGAUCUUCUCUUUCCCGUGGUAUCUCCUUAUACGGACGUCGGAACACCUUGUCAUUCACAAGCGUGGAUUUUACCACUGCAUGUAUGUUUUCCACUCGGGGACGUCCCGCAUGGGCACGGUGUACAGUGUGUCCUUAAUUGUCGUGUGCUACCUCCUUCCAUUUGCACUUAUGUGCUUCUGCCACUAUAACAUUUGCAAAACGGUGCGUCUCUCCGAGAUCCGGGUGCGACCCGUCACUACAUACGCGCACCUGCUCCGCUUCUAUAGCGAGAUGAGAACAGCUACGACCGUGCUCAUCAUGAUUGUCUUCAUCAUCUUCUGCUGGGGUCCAUACUGCCUCAUGGGGAUCGUCACUGCAAUCGGAAACUAUGCCUUCAAUCCGGCCAUGGAUGCCGUAGCCGUGUGUAUGGCGUGGGCCAACGGCGCCAUUAACCCGCUCAUUUAUGCCAUGAGGAACCCCAAUAUCUCAAUGCUGCUGGGUCGCAGCCGUGAGGAAGGAUACAGGACUAGAAAUGUCGCCGCUUAUCUGUCUGCGCAAACUCGAACACGUAGGCGAACAGUGUCACGCUCGCACGCAAUACGAGAGCGCUACAUAACAGGAACACGUACUGGUGGAAAUAGUCGAGUGUCGUCUUCAAGCCCGGCCAACGGUGGAGAAGUGGCCAUGUGGGCAUGCAAGAACCCAGCUGUGUUUUUCUGUACAGAUGCACAUCUCGACACAGCCACCGAUAUCGGACACGAACCAAAACAUGACACGGCGAAUACUAGUCUCUGAUUUAACAUUUUUCCCAAUGGCUUGUGUAACUUGGUUUAUAAACAUGCAUAAGUAGUUGGACUGGUGUUAUAAAUCUCAUUUGCAUCAAUGUUUACGUAAUGUUUUAAGUGCCAAACUCAAAACCAGGGUGCAUGCAAUCACAUCGCAACACUGUGGACGAAUCAAAACAUAACAUUUUGCCUUUAAUAUGGGGAAGACAUGGGAUGGUCGUAAUGUUAAAUUAUUUUUUAACAUUUCUUUUCAUUUAAAGUUGCAGUCAAACCUGAAAUUUGCAGUUCACCUUUGUAAACGAAAAGUAAGGAAUCUAAAUUAUGUCGUAAAAAUUGGACAUGACAUGAAAAUCACCAA